AGUUCUAAAUCCAGUAGUCAUUCGGACGCCGAGUUGGUCAUCGGCCCUGACAAAGUUGCUCGCAAACACCUACCACUGCACGUACCCGAGACAUGUCAAUCGACGAGAAAUUCGAAGCCGCGGCCGAGGCUGUGAAAAACCUGACGAAACGGCCGUCGAACGAAGAACUUCUCGAGCUCUACGCUCUUUUCAAGCAAGCGACCAUUGGUGACGUUAAUACUGGCAAGCCAGGGAUAUUUGAUCAGAAAGGAAGGGCAAAGUGGGAGUUCUGGAACAGCAAGAAGGGCAUGAGUAAGGACGCCGCCAAAGAAGCGUACAUCGAAUACGUCGACAAACUCGUCGAGAAGUACAAGGACUGAAGACGGUGCUAUUAUAAGUAUAUAUAGCCCUACUCGCACUGGUAGUGCUAAAUCCUACUUUUUUUUUUUUUUUUUUUU
This is a messenger RNA of Copidosoma floridanum, 437 nucleotides long. RefSeq names its product acyl-CoA-binding protein homolog. The record is from RefSeq and is a predicted model, not a curated record. Gene Ontology annotation, molecular function: fatty-acyl-CoA binding. Gene Ontology annotation, biological process: fatty acid metabolic process. Lineage: Eukaryota; Metazoa; Arthropoda; Insecta; Hymenoptera; Encyrtidae.